Messenger RNA from Pyrus x bretschneideri (Chinese white pear), 1340 nucleotides. RefSeq lists its product as uncharacterized. NCBI's taxonomy places the organism in Eukaryota, Viridiplantae, Streptophyta, Magnoliopsida, Rosales, Rosaceae. The transcript has a single exon. Bases 556 to 1107 code for a protein of 183 amino acids. The record is from RefSeq and is a predicted model, not a curated record.
AGUCGAAGUCUUGAUAAACUUGAAGAAGCCAACCACCAAAAAACAGGUGACCUUGCACCCUCCUCCUCCUCAACGGUUGGUGCAAGGCUCCUCCUCCCUUCUGCCUCCCACUUUAUCUUAUCCAUCACUGUAAUUUCCGAACAGACAAAAAUCGAAGCCUGCUACAGAGCCUCUUCGGAAAACCCCUUUCGAGCUUUCCCUUUGAUAUUUUAUUGCCCCUUUAUUCCCACUGUCUCUCUCUGAUUGAAACUUUAAACCACCAUAUCACAUAUUUUAAAAUCUCAUCUCUUUCACUUUUUGUUCCCCACUUCUGAUUUCAAUUCUCAGGCUUUUUUCGACCCCAAUCUCUCUUGGGUAGUUCUUGUUUUGUGAUAUUUUUCUUGAAUCUGUAAUUUUUUCUUCGAAAUUUUGGUUCUUGCAAUUCUGGGUCACUUCGAUUUCAGUUUAUCUUUCACUUUUGAUAUCUGGGCAAUCUGAGAUCUCAGUUUCUGAAACUGGGUUGUGCUGAUUUCGAUCCAAUUCGAUUGCUUUCCGUCGAAUUUCAAUCCCAAGGCAAUGUCACAGGGCUAUGCAAUCGAGCUUUAUUUCGAUCCAGCCCUCGAAAACCAGGUCUUGAAGGCUUGGAACGUGCUCGCCCGCCGUCAGAUUAGUACCCAGCUCAUCGAAAUCGAAUCACGACCGCACAUCACCCUCUUCUCAAGCCCCUUCGUCGAACCGGCGAAGCUCGAAAACGUGAUCAGAGCCUUCGCCUCCAAGCAAGAGCCUCUGGCCUUGUCCUUUUCUUCGAUUGGGAGCCUCCCAAAUGACAACAACGUCCUGUUUCUGGCGCCAACUCCAUCGGUUUCGUUGCUGCAGUUUCAGUCCCAAUUGUGCGAGAUAAUGAAGAAGGAAGGUGUUGAAAUUGGGGAGGAGUAUCGCACUGACUGUUGGCUUCCUUACUGUGCUGUUGCUCAGGAAGUGCCCAAGACUCGACUGGCGGAAGCGUUUUGCGUGUUGAGGGACUUGAAGUUGCCGGUUGCAGGGUAUGCCAUGGAUAUUGGAUUGGUGGAGUUUUCGCCGGUUCGCGAGCUAUUCUCGUUUGUGCUAGGUAACACAGUGGAAGCAUGAGAUUUCAGAGUAAUGCUUACGUGUUAAUCUAAAGUUUUAGUUGUUGUUUAAUGAAUAUGUGUUACCUUUUGAUGUUAGUGUAGAUUACUGUCUAUGGUACUACUUAGUGUAGUUACAGAUUUUGAAUUUGAUGUUUUUCGAAUUGGAUAGAUUCAUUUUAUAUUCCCCUUGGAUUGAUACUGUGUUUUGUUCAUGUUGAUGAUGUUUCAAAAUACAUAAGACUGUUUCAAAAA